UCUUCCCUCCCGUUCCGUCCGCGUCGACGCCGGUACACCACCCCGAGACCCGAGUCAUCGACCAGCCACACCAGUGACGCACCUGUCCGCAUUGCGGUUGCGGCACCCUUCCUGCAGAGUCCUCUAUAGAAGCGCCUCCACGAGACCACGAGUCCACGACUGUCCUCCUCGGUCCUCGCACAAACGUUCCAGGAGUACAAGCACCACCUCCGCCGACUCGCCGGGGAGAGGGGGACGGAGCGAUGGACCAGACGGUGUCGGCACUGCACAAGCGGAUGGAGACGCUGUCGCUGCAGGCGAGCGCUCUGCGGGACGCCUUGCAGCGGAGCGAGGAGAACACGGACAGCGCGGUCGCCGCCCUCGACUCGUUCGACCACCACAUCUCCGCGAUCGAGGCCUCCAUCCGUCCCGCCCAGGUGAGGGCGCAGGCCAUCACGAUGGCGAACGAGAACAUCGACAGGACCAUCGAGACCGCCGAGGCCAUCCUCGCGCAGUUCGAGAUCAUCCGCCGGGCUGAAGCUGUGAUAGUGAGGGGUCCACGUGCGGAUCUGAAGAGCUUCCUGGAAGCUAUGGCUCUGCUGAAAGGCGUCAUCCACUUCUUUUCCUCAAAUAAGAAGUUUACGAGUUGUGAAGGAGUACUGAAUCAAGUUAACAACCUCUUAACCAAGUCAAAGCUGAAGAUUGAGGAGGAAUUCAGGCAGUUAAUGAGCACUUACAGCAAAGCUAGUGAGCCCGCACAUCUAUUUGAUUGCUUUCCAAACCCGCUAUUGGCAUCAGAAGGGAACUCUAGAGCAGUUGGAGAGCAACUAUCCAAAAGCUUUGAAAGUGCUACAUACAGGACUCCAACACUAAUUCCCCCAAGAAUAUUACCACUUCUGCAUGAUAUAGCUCAUCAGUUGGUUCAGGAUGGAAAUCAACAGCUGUGCUAUAGAAUAUACAGAGAUGCUCGCAGCUCAGCAUUAGAACUGAGUCUUCAAAAACUGGGCAUAGAAAAGCUAACUAAACGUAGCAUGCAGCCGUGGCUGGCCUCAGGAACCUGGAUUCAGAUUAUGCACGUUACAGUUAAAGUAUUACUGGCUGGAGAAAGAAAAAUUUGUAAUCAGAUUUUCGAUGGUAUCACUUUCAACAAGGAUCAAUGUUUUGCUGAAGUGACAGGAAGCAGUGUUAUGACUCUUCUCAGCUUUGGUGAUGUUAUUGCUAAAAGUAAAAGAUCUCAUGAAAAUUUGUUUGUACUGCUGGAGAUGUAUGGAUUAAUGCAUGGACUUAGGUCAGAGAUUGAAGUGACAUUUCAAGGAAAGUUUUGCUCUGGGAUGCGGGAGGCUGCAUUAAGCCUGACUAAGAGCUUGGCGCAAGCUGUACAAGAAACUCUGGUUGAUUUUGAGGUGGCAGUUGAAAAGAAUAAUUCAAAGACUACCGUACAGAAUGGAAAUCUUCAUCCUUUUACAAUCGAAGUGAUUAAUUAUGUAAAAGGCCUAUUUGAUUACCAAUCAACACUGAAAAUACUAUUUCAGCAAUCUGAAAGUGACAGUGAGACUGAAUCUGAACUUGCAACUGUAAUCAUGAAGAUUAUGCAGGCCCUUCAGAAUAACUUGAAUGGGAAAGCUAAGCAGUACAAGGAUCCUGCAUUGUAUCACAUAUUUCUUAUGAACAACCUUCACUAUAUGGUUACGUCUGUUAGCAAAUCAGAAUCCAAAGAUAUACUCGGUGGUGACUGGAUUCAGAGACACCGUAAGAUUGUGCAGCAAAACGCUAAUCAGUACAAGAGGGUAGCAUGGGCAAAGAUUUUCCAGACACUCUCCAUCCAAGUUUCAGGUGGCAAUAGUUCGUCAUCACCAUGUGAUGUUAGCAAAACUGGAGUUUCAAGGACUAUGAUCAAAGAACGGUUCAAGUCCUUCAAUAUACAAUUUGAAGAGCUUCAUUCAAAGCAGUCUCAAUGGACUAUACCUGAUCAGGAAUUGCGAGAUGAACUGAGGCUUGCCGUGGCUGAAAUUCUCUUGCCAGCAUAUAUGUCUUUCAUUAGCCGUUUUGGGAAUCUUGUUCAACGUUCGAAGAACCCUCACAAGUACAUCAAAUACACACAAGAAGAAUUGGAUCAAUUGUUGGGUCAGUUCUUCCAAGGACAGUAAGUUGGUGAACAGAAGCUGUUAAAACAGAGUAGUAUAGAGAGGAAAAUGGCUUGUCUAAGUAAAGUUUUGUACCACAGCUUAUGUCAAAUGUUUCUACAGAAGAACUGCGUACCUUUUUGUUUGCAUCGCCCGAAAAAUGGCACUGAACUACUGAUGUAGCCUAUAACUAUGGCUCCUCUGCAACAGCCAACACCUGUAUCGCGAAGGUCUCACGCUCUUUCAUUACUUGGCUGAUUACCCUUUCAUGUUAACGUUUGAGAAGACAUCUGUGACA
Messenger RNA from Zea mays, 2400 nucleotides. Its product is annotated as exocyst complex component EXO70A1. The record is from RefSeq and is a predicted model, not a curated record. Gene Ontology annotation, biological process: exocytosis. Gene Ontology annotation, molecular function: phosphatidylinositol-4,5-bisphosphate binding. Lineage: Eukaryota; Viridiplantae; Streptophyta; Magnoliopsida; Poales; Poaceae. Gene Ontology annotation, cellular component: exocyst. The transcript has 12 exons. Bases 243 to 2126 code for a protein of 627 amino acids.